UGUUAAUAUUAUUAAAUAUUAAAGUUAUUUUAAUUUACUUUUUAAUACUAGUUGCCAAGUUUCAAACUAAGAGAGUAUUUGUGAACAUGGAGAAUCUAACAGCCUAUAUUCAAUUGGGUUAUCAUAUCAGCUACGGAGGGAAAGAGCUCAAAACUCCAAUUAAGCUUGAUCAAAUAUUGACUGCGAGUUUCAGCUUUGUUAAGAUCUUUCAUUGAAUUGCUUGAUUGGUAAUCAAUCUCGAGUUUCUAACAAAAUAUCUCCGAUUUCUUUCUUAAUUGACAAUCAAUUCGAGUUUAUUUUUACUAAAUUUUGCGUUUGCUCUAAUGCAACCAAUUGAAGCCAUAUCUUCUGAGCCUGCUCAUAACUUCGCGAACCUUCUUUCAAAAUGCAUUCGAACUAAUGAUCUCAAGCUGGGGAGACUCAUACACUCGCAGCUGAUCAAGACGGCAUUAAAUUUUAACACAUUCCUCGCCAAUCGACUGGUUGACAUGUAUUCUAAAUGUAGCUCUGUAGAAUAUGCGCAACAGGCAUUUAAUGAAGUGUCAAACAAGAAUACCCAAUCUUGGAAUACAUUACUCUCGGCUUAUUGUAAAAAGGGGCUUUUUGGGAAAACCUUCCAGGUGUUCGAUGUAAUGCCCGAACCAAAUGUUGUGAGCUAUAACUCCAUUAUAUCUAGCUUAACUCAUCAUGGGUUUCCAGGAAAAGCUAUGGGAUUUUUCAGAAGAACGCGAAGACAAUGUGGGAAUGAGUUCUUGAUUGAUGAGUUUACAGUUGUUGGUGUGGUAAAUGCUUGCGCGUGUUUGGGUGUGUUGAGGUUGUUGCGUGAAUUGCAUGGGUUAGCGACUGUGAUUGGUGUGAGGUUUAAUCUUGUGGUUUGCAAUGCACUGAUUGAUGCUUAUGGGAAAUGUGGCAAACCCGAGUACUCAUAUUCUAUUUUCUGUCAAAUGCAUGAGUCUGAUGUAUUCUCCUGGACUUCGAUGUUGGUUGCGUAUAUACGUGCAUCUAGAUUGGAAGAUGCGUGCUCACUUUUUGAUAGCAUGCCGGUAAGAAAUGUGGUGGCUUUUACUGCUUUGAUCACGGGGUUUGCUCAGAAUGGAGAAGGAGAUAAGGCUCUGUGUAUUUUUAAGGAAAUGUUGGAAGAAGGUAUUAUACCCAGUGCAUCCACUUAUGUUAGUGUUCUAAGUGCUUGUGCAGACAUACCUAUUAUAGAAAAAGGGAAGCAGGUUCAUGGACACAUUUUUAGAUAUACGUGUUUAAUUGAUUUGCAUAAUGUGUUUGUAGUUAAUGCUUUGAUUGACAUGUAUUGUAAAUGUGGAGACAUGAUAUCUGCUAUGACAUUAUUUGAGAGGGUAGAUGGGAAGGAUCGAGUUACUUGGAACUCGAUAAUAAUUGGGUAUGCUCAAAAUGGGAAUGGGGAGAUGUCAUUGUUCAUGUUUGACAAAAUGAUUGAAGCAGGUACAAAACCAAAUCAUGUAACUUUUCUUGGGGUUUUAUCUGCCUGUAGCCACUGUGGUUUAUUAUCUGAAGGAUUCCACUAUCUUCAUUCAAUGGAGAGGGAAUACAGUAUAGUGCCCCAAUUAGAUCACUAUGGGAUCUUGAUUGAUUUACUUGGACGGAAGAAUAGGCUUCAGGAAGCUGCAGAAUUGAUCAAGGGAGCUCCUUGGGGAACAGACAAUAUUGGAAUGUGGGGCGCACUUUUGGGUGCUUGCAGGGUACAUGGGAACUUGAAACUGGCUAGAAGGGCAGCAGAAGCUCUAUUUGAGCUGGAACCUGAUAAUGCUGCCAGGUAUAUCAUGUUAUCCAACAUCUAUGCAGCAGCAGGAAGGUGGGAUGAUGCCCGCACUCUGCGAAGGUACAUGGAUAACAGAGGGUUGGUGAAAGAAACAGCUUAUAGUUGGAUUGAGAUAAACAAUAUUAGACAUAAGUUUGUCGCUAAAGACAAGUCCCACAGCCGGUCAGAAGAAAUAAAAGAGCUGCUACUUAAACUCUUAGAUCCAAUGAAGGAUGCUGGAUACAUAUUUCAUAUUGGAAGUUCAUACUUUCUCGAAGAUGAUGCAUUUUCUUGAUAUGAUUGAAAGAGGUUGUAACCGUGUUCAAAGCUUUCUAAUUUAACAAUUAAUGAUGAGCUCUGGUGCAAAUCCGUUCUGCUGAAAUUUUGGUAAAAGAAAAAAGUGGGAGACAAAUUUUGUCUUUCGAGAUAUUGUCUCUCAUUUUAAAGAUAGAAACAUGACCAUAACAUGCUAGGCGCUAUAGUACAGUCCUUGCUGCUCGAAGUUUGAGAGAUAUUGAUGUUAUGAGCAGCAGAUGGAUCCAUUAUUAGUAUGCAGGUUGCUAUAUCUGCAUUCUUUGACUUAAGCGCAAAACCAGUCUACUUAAAGUUUACAACAGCAGUAUUAAGAAGCUGGGAUAGGUUAACAGCCAAAUAUAAAAUCAAGGGCAAGAAUAUUCAGAAGGUAACACGUGGCACAAGACAGCUCUUAGAAGUUCCACCACCUUUUAAUUUCGUUCUUCGAAUCCAGCAAAGAUUGCCUGAUAGGUUUUCUUUAAACUGAGGAAACAACUGGUUCUUUGGGAUUUAAGACGAGGAUCUUUUAAGGCAUGAGGGACCAUUCGCUGAGGUGAGUAAAGGAAUUGAGGCAUCAAAAGCCUAUGUUAUGUUCUAUAAGCUGCCCCUGUUAACUGUUUGUUCUCAGUCAAGCAUCCAUUGGAAGGGGAAAAAAAGGCUAUUUGUAGGCAAUCCUUAAAUGCUGCUCCCCUCCUCCAUUGCUCUUCACCUCCUACAAAAUCUACAAUGCCGAUCUAGUAGAACUGGCAGUGGUUCAUGACAGGAGCCCGGAGUUGCUCAACAAGCUGAAGGUUGCCUUGGAGAAGAGAGAUUAAAGCAAGAAGCUCAAUUUGCAUAAUUGGAGAGAAGUCCGGAGCAAUGUAAAUAGGCAGAGACAAUACACAAUUGGCUAGACGUGGAGAGCAAACAAUUGUGAGAACGGACCUACAGGUGAAGGAACGAGCUAAGAAAAGUUUAGCUCUGAUACCAUAUGAAAAAAUUGAGCAUCCUCAUCAAAAUUUAAGGCUAUAGGUGGAGUAGGCUGCGAGUAUAAUCAAUAACCUUUAUACAUCUUGAUGUGAUGUUUUAAUCUUCACACAUUCUAUUUUUUUUCAACUCGUUUCUAAUGAAUCUUAAUUUUCUAAAUGGCAUAUUCUUUAAUGGCAUGCCAUUAAUCCCUUAUGUACAAGUGGUGCAUCUAUUUUGGUUCUUUAUAAAUAUCACUAAACAUAAAAAGUCUUUCGUGUUUCAAAAAAUGGACACUUUUUUAGUCCUAAGCUAAUCAUAAACCCUAAAACUAACAGAAAAAGGACUAUUGUAUAAUAGAGGAGUAGAAAAAUGGUCAACACCCACUAAGCUUUGGCAUUUUUCGUGCCUUGAUAUCCUUUGAAUAAAUCUCCAACACUAUAUGAAAAUUUGAAAACAAUAGUAUAAUGAACGCAGCAGCCAUGACGUUUUUUAGUUU
This is a messenger RNA of Solanum dulcamara, 3509 nucleotides long. Its product is annotated as pentatricopeptide repeat-containing protein At2g13600-like. Bases 324 to 2066 code for a protein of 580 amino acids. The transcript is spliced from 4 exons. Gene Ontology annotation, biological process: RNA modification. Gene Ontology annotation, molecular function: RNA binding; protein binding. Lineage: Eukaryota; Viridiplantae; Streptophyta; Magnoliopsida; Solanales; Solanaceae. The record is from RefSeq and is a predicted model, not a curated record.